Messenger RNA from Pichia membranifaciens NRRL Y-2026, 969 nucleotides. RefSeq lists its product as hypothetical. The coding region runs from base 1 to 969 and encodes 322 amino acids. The transcript has a single exon. Lineage: Eukaryota; Fungi; Ascomycota; Pichiomycetes; Pichiales; Pichiaceae. Gene Ontology annotation, cellular component: nuclear pore outer ring; Seh1-associated complex. Gene Ontology annotation, biological process: cellular response to amino acid starvation; positive regulation of TORC1 signaling. The record is from RefSeq and is a predicted model, not a curated record. Gene Ontology annotation, molecular function: protein binding; structural molecule activity.
AUGAGUACAGCCAAGCCCUUUCCGACAUCACAUGAAGACCUCAUAUUGGACGUCGCCUACGAUUUCUACGGCCGCCAGCUUGCGACAUGCAGUGCCGACCAGCACGUCAAGAUCUUUGACUUGGACGUGGCGACGUCGUUUUGGGACCUGAAUGACUCGUGGCGUGCCCACGACAGCGCCAUUGUGCGAGUGGAGUUUGCUCAUCCCGAGUUUGGCCACUUGCUUUUGUCUGCGUCGUAUGAUCGGACCGUUAAGGUAUGGGAAGAACAGUUCGAAGAGCCUAUCAAUUCGGGCAGACGAUGGGCCAAGGUGGCGACGUUAUCGGACUCGCACGGGCCUCUUUAUGACGCAAGCUUCUUACCGUCACACUUGGGCUUGAAGAUCGCCACCAUUGGGAGUGACGGGAGGCUGAGAAUCUACGAGUCGACAGAUCCAAGCGACUUGUCGCAGUGGACCAUAGUGGAGGAGUUCUGCGUUUUGAAGAAUCCAGUAGCAAACCACCUCCAGAGUGACUUCAGCAUAUCUUGGUGCCCUUCCAAGUUCAGUGCAGAAAAGUGUAUCAUAAGUGCAUUGGAUCAGGCCUAUAUUUACUACAGAAACGAAACGAGCAACAAGUUUGUGCAAGGGCUUGUGCUGCCCGAACACAAAGGGUUGAUCAGAAGCGUCUCAUGGGCUCCGACGAUGGGCAGGAGCUACCACUUGAUAGCCACUGCGUGCAAGGAUGGGUACGUGAGGAUAUUCAAGCUCGACGAACACAAGGACGCGGACAACCCGGAUGGCCUGAAACUAGACAUUUCAUUGUUGAGCGCUUUCAAUGAUCACAUAGGGGAGGUGUGGAAGGUCAGCUGGAACCUAACAGGCACAAUUUUGAGCAGUUGCGGUGACGAUGGUUUGAUAAGGUUGUACAAGGCGAACUACGCCAACAAGUUCCAGUGCAUGAGUGUCAUCAGCGCAGAGGGCAGCAAAUGA